Messenger RNA from Pundamilia nyererei, 7028 nucleotides. It is a transcript of the gene pou2f1b, whose product is annotated as POU class 2 homeobox 1b. Gene Ontology annotation, molecular function: DNA-binding transcription factor activity, RNA polymerase II-specific; RNA polymerase II cis-regulatory region sequence-specific DNA binding. The transcript has 15 exons. Bases 401 to 2539 code for a protein of 712 amino acids. Gene Ontology annotation, biological process: regulation of transcription by RNA polymerase II. The record is from RefSeq and is a predicted model, not a curated record. Gene Ontology annotation, cellular component: nucleus. NCBI's taxonomy places the organism in Eukaryota, Metazoa, Chordata, Actinopteri, Cichliformes, Cichlidae.
UGUCGUUUGUUUCAUUCCAGCAAGAGAGGGAGAGGGCGAACUUUUUCAGAAGUACAGACAAUCUUGGCACACGGGAGAGGGGGAGCGGUAGAGAGAGAGUGCACAGUAGGCACAGUAAAAGGGGCAGAGCCAUACGAAAAGAAAAGCGCGAGCAGGGAAAGGCACGGAGAGCUGUUUGCCUAAACCCCGUUGGCUCUCUCAGUGCGCGUAUCCCAGUGUUGCUCAGUGAACCGUGCGGUGGACACUGCCACUGUGUCUGUGUGUAACUCUGGUUGUAUUGAACUCUGCUCACUGCUGACCAGUGGAGAGUGAAGAGAGGAGGAGGAGGUGGGAGAGCGCCGGACACCCUGUCGGUGGGCUUGCCCAGCCCAGGCAGUUUUACUUGAUAGGUUCAGCAGCCAUGCUGGAAAACGCAGGUGGAGCAAGAGCGGAUGCUAAAGUGAAUAAUCAGUCAGAAACUACUAAAUGUGCAAUGGAGAGUGGUGACGGGAACACCGGUAUCCAAACCAAUGGGUUGGAUUUUCAGAGGCAGACGGUGUCCACCACAAGUGCAAUCACUAAUGCACAUGCACAAGCCCUCCUCCAACAGUCAAAGUCGGAAGACUCGGGUGCUCUUCCGACCUCCGUCCAGCAGAGCGUAUUGCCUCAAACCCAGCUAAUGUUGGCCGGGGGACAGAUUGCUGGAUUGAGCCCAAUGCAGCAGCAGCUGUUUCUCCAACAGGCCCAAGUGCAGCUCCUGGCUGCUGCCGUGCAGCAUUCUGCCAACCAGCAGAACAGCACCACCGGGGACAACAUCUCAGCCUCUGCAGCCACACCAAUUACCCAGCUGCCCCUGUCACAGCCCAUCCAGAUUGCCCCAUCUUUACAACAGCAGAAUCUAAGUCUGCCCCAGUUUGUCCUGGUUCAGCCUGGCCACCCUAUCGCCACGUCACUGCAGCCUCAGUUCAUUAUCUCACAGGCUCCGCAGGCCCAGCAGGGCAUAUUGCAAGCCCCGAGUCUUCUAACUCAACUACCUCAAAGCCAACCUAACCUCCUGUCGACUCAACCAAGCAUCACCCUUGCAACUCAGCCUGCAACCCCAACCCGCACAACAGCAACCACACCUAUUCAGUCCCUGCCUCACAGUCAGACGCCACCCAAACGGUUGGAUACUCCCACUCUGGAGGAACCUAGUGACCUUGAGGAGCUGGAGCAGUUUGCCAAGACUUUUAAACAGAGACGUAUCAAACUGGGCUUUACGCAGGGGGACGUUGGCCUGGCCAUGGGGAAGCUGUAUGGAAACGACUUUAGCCAAACUACUAUUUCUCGCUUUGAGGCCUUGAAUCUGAGCUUUAAAAACAUGUGCAAACUCAAGCCAUUGCUGGAGAAGUGGCUCAAUGAUGCAGUUUGUGCAGAGAACCUGACAUCUGACCAGUCCCUGUCGAGCCCCAGUGCCCUGGGUUCCCAGGGCAUGGGCAUAGAGGGAAUCAACCGCAGACGGAAGAAAAGAACCAGUAUCGAGACCAACAUUCGAGUGGCCUUAGAAAAGAGCUUUCUGGAGCAGAACCAAAAACCUACCUCUGAAGAGAUCACCAUGAUCGCUGACCAGCUCAACAUGGAGAAGGAGGUGAUUCGGGUCUGGUUCUGCAAUCGACGACAGAAAGAGAAGAGGAUUAAUCCUCCCAGUAGUGGCAACAGUGGAGGAGGCAACACCCCUAUCAAAUCUAUCUUCACCCCCAGCAGCCCUUUGGUGGCCAGCACAGCAAGCCUUGAUAGCAGCCCAACUAUUACCACACCCACCACUCUGACUGUAAACCCAGUGAUGCCUCUCACCAACACCAGCAUCCCCAGUUUGUCUUUCACAGGCACGACAGUUGGAGCCACAAACACUGCAUCUGUCAUCUCAACUGCGCCUGUGGUUACCACAGCAACAAGCUCUCUGUCUUUAAGCACGUCCCAGACGAGUAAUCAGUCCACGAGCACGGAGAGCAAAGCUGGCACGCAGGCGCCAACCAUUGUCACCCAGGCGCCUUCAUCCAUCGCUACCAGUUUAGGGACGGGUCAGGUGAUGGUGGCAGCUCCGGGGCUUUCUGCCGCGUUGCAGGGAGCCGCCUCGCUACCCAGCGCCAGUUUUGCAGCUAUGGCUGCUGCUGCAGGGCUCAACCCAGCACUGAUGGCAUCUUCGCAGUUUACUCAAGGGGGUGCCCUCUUCAGUCUGGCUCCUGGCGGCCUGGGCAGUGCACUGAGCCCUGCUCUCAUGAGCAACAGCACUCUGGCUACCAUUCAAGCACUGGCAUCGAGCGGCACAAUCCCCAUCACCUCUCUGGACGGCAGUAACCUGCUGUUCGCCAACACUUCUGCUGGUAACACCCACAACCUGGUGACCACGCCGCUCUUCCUGAACCCCCAGAACCUGUCGCUGCUCACCAGCAACCCCGUCAGUCUGGUGUCGCCCGGCGUGGGAGGGCUUCAGGUCACUGCCGACGGUCAUCAUCAAGUCAGCACGGCUGCUGUGCCUGUGCAAGCCUCGACCAUUACCACUGCCCCCAAGGCUCAGUGAAGCCAGUCAGGCUGCAUCUCGAAUUAACGCCCAAUUAAUUACGUCAAGCACUACUCCUUUCACAACGUGUAGGACGAGGGUGGUACUCUGAUAUAGGCUUCACUAACCACCCCGCAUCCUCUCCAUUGUAUCUACCAUAAAUUAAUCCUUUUGCUGCCGCCAAAAAGAAAAGGACUUAACAUAAGGGUGGGUUUAACUGUUGGUUUCUUUUAUUAUUUUUUUCUUUAUGAUUCUUGGAUGUUUUUUAAUUUUCCACACAAACAGUAACCAGAUGGACACUGUUGUCGGCCUGCCGCUUCUCCUGAACCUUGACAAGUGUCCAGGGAGAAAAUAUCCUCUGCGUCAUCGAGCUGUAUAUACAUAUACAUAUAUACAUAUAUAUAUAUAUCCUCCUCUUUGCAGGUCAGAAUUUUCUCUGAAAUUCUUCUAACCAAAAACAAACUUUUCUCUUCUAACAUUCAAACUUAAUUGAUUUACUACUAAUUUCACAAUGUUCAUAAUCACUAAUGGGGGUUUGUGUGUCGCUCUUUUUAAUUAUCUCUCGUUUUUGUUUUUUGGGGGUUUUUUUGUUCGUUUGGUUUUUUGUUUCUUGACAGGCCUUGUUGUAAAUCAUAUCAAAUUAUAUUUUAGAGACUUUUUUUCCCUUUUUAUCUUUUACUGUCUAUAUUUUUCGACAUUUUCUGAUCUUUGUAAGUCUAAUGUUAAGUUAAGAUUUAACUAUCACUUUUUAAUCGUGGUUAUAAGGCUUUAAAAAUAAGUAAUAAGUGGCCGAUAUAAAGGUUAUCAUUGCUUUAAGGGUCGGAGGGACGCGGCGUGUCUCUCCGAGUCUCUCUUCUGGAAACACUGAGUUUUACAUAGGUGGUGGUGCAGUAGCCACCGAGCCUCUGUAAAACGACGGUCUCGGUGUGGAUUAUCGACACUGAUAGAAAAAUGACUGAAAACAUUACAUUGAGAGCUUUAAAGUGAGCUGCAGACCUGAGUCUGAUUAAGGGUGACUUGUUUUGGUUUGUGAUCCGUUGGAACACUGUACAUUAAGUUUUGGACGUGGACGUUUGCGUGUCGUCGACAGCUCAGGCAGACGCUGAGAGUUCAGCAGCCGCACGAUCCACGAGGCUCUGCAGUCUUUUUUUGUGGAGGGAACUAGUCAUGUUCACCAAACCUGAACUGUGGUGUGGUGGUUUUGCCUAGAUGGGGAUAGUGUAUUGGGGGGGGGUGUUUGGUUUCUUUUUUUUUCUUUUCUUUUUUUAUUAGAAGUACCGUCGUAUCUACUUGUGCACAGUAUCUGUACCAAAUAACUGGAUUGAUGAGCUGCAGUCUGCCUGUUUUGGGAGGAUUGAAAUUCUGUCUCUUUAUUUUGUUUGCAGUCGUUCGACUGGCUUACCUACUUUAAGAUAUACCAAAAAUAUUUGUUAAAAUAAUUGCUGUGUAGUCGGUGUAGCUUAGUCUAGUCAAUAUAUUUAUGAGUACAAAAAUCUCUUCAUAGUCAGAAUAUAGAAAUGCAAUAUUUUGAUGAUCAUUUUCCAAAGACUACAUUUUCUUUUUUCUUUUCUUUUGUUAUUUUGUUUGAUUUGACCAAGUGUCUCAUAUUUAAAUUUUUAAUUGGCAGCACAACUGACCAAAAAGAGAGGGAUUGGUGGGUUGGAGUAUGAGAAAGUUUCUUUUUACUUCUAUUAUUACCAUUUUAUUUUUUAAAUUUAGUUUUUAUUAAAUCACCGUGGCCUCGGCCCAAUGCUUAAUCUGGUUUAAUGCGAGCCGUUUAGUGGCGCCUUUUCCUUUCUAAUCAGUUGUGGUAGCAGUUUUGGACUUUUCUGAAGCAUAAUGGAAAAGAUCUGAUUUUGGUUUUGUGCUAAUAUUCAGCCAUAAAACAACAGCUUGAACCAAAGUGGUUUUCCUCAGUAGUUGCUGUGCCUGUCUUGAGCACACAAGUUGCUUUUCACUCUCUUAAAUCUCCACAAUUUAUUUCUUUAUUUUUCUCCCUCCUCAGUCGAUACCUGAUUUUCGUGAUUUGGUGCUGCUGGAUAAGGAUCACAGAAACUUUAGCUUUAACAACUUGCUGCUGAGACUCCUGUCAGAGUUGAGCUGUCAAGACGCCUGCAUGCUUUCUAAUAGCUUUAAGACUACAUCCUGUGAGAAUCAGGGUAUUGUAGUUCGCACUAUCCCUGCUGGAGGGAUCACUUAUGUAAAUCCAUAAAUACUUCACCUCCUCUCAGCUCCGCCGUUUCAAACCAGCAUGCUAGGAAACGAUAUGCUGCACCCGAAAUCUGUCUGGGGACUAGUUUAAAAACUCCCCGAACUUAUCUUAGCCAACACAGCGGUGGGAUAAGUACCGUUCUGUGCUGCACGUUCAGCUAAACCCCACACAAAAGUAGCAUCGUUCUGCUUCAAAAUGACAAACACAGCAAUUAGUAACUCACUCAGACUGCAAGCAGUGAAAUUUGUCCCCGUUCCCCUCUCGUGUGCUUCUUUUCUGUUGAAUUAUUUUUGACUAAAUAUACCUCAGCAGCACUUCAAACAUAGGUUCACCUUUUAGACAUUUCUCUGUAUACAGCAUUGUAGAAUGUAUAAUUACUGACUGGCUUGCCAUUCAGCGUUUAUACUGAUGAACCAUACAUAGGAACCAUUGCAAGGACAACCUACUACUGCUAUUUUCUAGUACUACUAUUUAUGGGGUAUUUGCAGGUUUAAAUAUUAUUUUGAGAUCCUUCUUGCCAAAGUAAAAGCCUUUCUCUUUGCAGCUUGGUGGGUGUGUUUUGUUUUUCUUUCUUUCCUUAACUUUGAGGCCACAAGAGCCCUGAAAAACUCAGUCGUGUUUCAGUGCUUGUUUGGAGUUUUGGAGGUUUGCAAGCAACAUGAACCAGUUGCCACUGGCACCAUAGGAUGUUACUGAAAUAUUUAUCUGAGGAAAGACUUAAGAAUUAGAGAAACGAUCUUUUCCUAAUUCUAUACAUAUAAAUAUAUAUAUAAACACUUGUAAGAUAUUCAUAUUUUAUAUUUGAACCAGUAUGUUACCAAGACUGAAUGUAGUGUUUAUCAUACUUCCCCCCCCAGAAAAAAAAUCUCCCCUAAGUUUUCUUUUCUUUUUUUUUAUUAAACUGUCAAGACCAAAAAAUUUGAGAUUGAGCUCGAGAUGACCCCUCGCUGAACCAGCGACGUCUGUUCGACAGGAGGGGCUCGCUCAGGCGCUCCUGGCAGACAGGUCCUGUGGUUAAUAGGAGACUCUGAAGCAUUUGAUCUUAAUCUUUUAAUAGAUGUAUAAAUAUAUAUAUUUGGUUGAGUUGUUGUGGAUUUGAUUUGCUGUGUUGUCUUUAACAAUCAUUUGGUUUUUUUAAUGUAUUAUUUUAUGCCUUUAAUUGUUUUGUAUAGUGUGAGAGGGCAAGAUCACUGGCUUUCUUAGUUUGACAAAGAAGAUUAACAUUAUCAUUUAUGCCUUAUUGUUACGUAGAAGACAUGAGCAUUGUAGCAUUGUUGUUCUGUAUGUGUGUGAGAGUGAGAGAGAGCAUGGGCACCCAGCUCACCUGGUGCAUUGUUUUCACUGAAACAGUACAGUGUACUCUGGGCAUUUUAGAGCGUGGGACGAUUAUGUUGCUACCUAUGGUUUUUAGGUAGACAGGUAGGAGGAUAUACCUGUGAGAAAAAGCUUUACUAAUAAUUCCAGCAGGCAGGUGUGUUUGUGUGAGUGUGUCAUUUAAAGAGAGGCCAGGGAGGACAGUCUGCAAACCAUUUUGGUGCAUCUUUCCCAUCUUCCAGCAGGUGUUUAGACUGAUUUUUGAAAAAAAAAAAAAGUGUGAGACAAGAGGACUUUGUUUUGUUUUGGGAUUUUGUUUGAAGUUUCCUGACUGAGGGUCUUUACAAAUUAACUUCAAGCUUUAAGCAAGCCACUGCCGAGAGCCAAGCCAGCUUUCAGUUUGUUUGGGGUCCGCUUGGACUCUCACGAACUGUCUGCUUGCCACUGGCUUUGCUUGUGAAGCUUCGGUUUCAGGUAAUCCUGAGAUUCUUGCGGAUCAGCUGUGCAUCUAACAGACGGUAUGUUGACCCACCACACUGGUUUGCUGAGAGUUUUGGUUUUUUGUUUGUUUGUUUUCUCCUUUUACUAAAUGUCAAAGGUUGCGUGGCGCACCAGUAAGGCUAAAGGAGCUGUUGUAUACCUCAUUUUUAACUCAAGAUUGAGUGAAACCUGCUUUAAUCUACUUAUGAAACAAAUGUUUUUAAAAAUCAUAAAAAAAAGACUAAAAUACACCAACUUGUCAGUGGAGAAGCGUGUUCAUACCUGUACUUAGUGAAGGGUUGUGGAGCCGCCACAAGAGGGAGACGAACUACAUACCAGUACUCACAAAGAGGUGUAAACAAGAGAAGGCAUAAAAGGUGAAUCUGUGUGUAACAAGGGGCAAACAUCUGCUGCUCUUCUUUCACAAUUUCUUGUGCACUGAAGGAUUUCAUUCAUGAAAAUGUGAAUUUUGAUGAAUUCUAUGGACACCCCCCACCCCACCCU